Messenger RNA from Humulus lupulus (European hop), 3808 nucleotides. RefSeq names its product pentatricopeptide repeat-containing protein At5g01110. The transcript has 7 exons. Bases 611 to 2836 code for a protein of 741 amino acids. Lineage: Eukaryota; Viridiplantae; Streptophyta; Magnoliopsida; Rosales; Cannabaceae. Gene Ontology annotation, molecular function: protein binding. The record is from RefSeq and is a predicted model, not a curated record.
CUAUUUACAUAGCUAUAUGUAAUUUUUCUUAAUUCUUCUAACAAAAAUAACACUAAAUCUAAGCCCAAUACACCGAUUCCAAUUCAGAAGCCCAUCUUAUUCUCCAAGGCUCCUCUCCUUCACUCGCUCAUUGCCAUUGCCUUACACCGACGGCAGCGACCACUCCCGCCACCUUACAAUUCUCGGCCACCCUCCCUCUCUCUGCCUCGCACCCACGACAGUCACCAUCCCUCCCACCUUACCUUGCUCGGCCAACCAACACGGCAGUCAGCAUCCUUCUUCGGCGUCACACUUACGGCAGCCACCGUCCCUUUCUCGGCCACUCAAAACUUUAGCCAUUUUUUAAGUUUCGAAUUUCAGCCGAGAAAUUUAGAGGGUAUAAAUGUAGAAACAUUGCCUGGCCUGCAACACACAUGGCUGAUGCCUACGCUUCCUCUGCAGAUGAUGGCCAUAUCGCCUGUACAGUACCUCUUUCUCUAUAAGAACAAUAGAAUCCAAUCUAACAAAAAGUAAAGAGUCAUAACUCAUAAGUCCAUAGCCUCUUUCUAUUACUUGCAGAGUUUCAAUAUCAAGAAGCCAUUAAAGCCAAAAGCUUUUUAUUUUUUUUCAAAUGGCUGCCCUACUACAAAAACCCAUCCUCAGAACAUUCUCAACCUUGGUAAAACCCUUACAACUACCACAUUGCAACAGUUUUUGGGUUCUCUUUUCCUCUCCAAAGUCGUUCUCUAACCAUGGUGUUGUACCUUUGGAAAUUCAAGAAGAAGCUUUUGGAACUCCAAGCCGGGAAUCAGUUUCAUCAGAUUCAUUUUUAGUGGAGAAAAUUCUACAGGGUUUGAACCAAGGUAAUCCCAAUUCAUUGCGCAAUUGUCUAUUUCAGUUGAACCCAUUAGUUGUAGUUGAAGUACUUAGUAGGUGCCGUGAAAAUUUUCAACUGGGUAUGAAGUUUGUUGAUUUGAUUUUGUUGAAUUGUCCCAAUAUGAAGUAUUCUUCACAGUCCUUGAGUGUAAUGAUUCACAUUCUGGUGCGUGGUCGGAGGUUGUCCGAUGCACAAGCGUUGGUGCUUAGAAUGGUGAGGAGGAGUGGCAUUUCACGAAUUGAAGUUGUUGAAUCCUUUGUUUCAACGUGCAUAAUUUUUGGUUCGAAUCCUUUGGUGUUUGAUUUAUUGGUUAGGACUUAUGUGCAAGCUAAGAAGUUGAGAGAAGGAUGGGAAGUGUUUCAAAUAUUGAGAAGCAAAGGUUUUCAUGUCUCUAUAAAUGCUUGUAAUAGUCUUCUUGGAGGGCUUGUAAAAGUUGGGUGGGUUGACUUGGCAUGGAAAGUAUAUGAAGAAGUUCUUAGAAGUGGAAUUGAGUUAAAUGUUUUUACGCUUAAUAUCAUGGUUAAUGCUUUGUGUAAAGAUGGAAAAAUUGGUGAUACCAAGUCGUUGUUGUCGAACAUGGAAGAGAAAGGGAUUCUUCCGGAUAUAGUGACAUACAAUACUUUGGUCAAUGCCUAUUGUCGCCAAGGGCUUUUGGAAGAGGCAUUUUAUUUAUUAAACUCUAUGUCAGGUAAAGGGUUCAGACCUGGACUUUUCACUUACAACACUAUGAUAAAUGGCUUGUGUAAAUUCGGAAAAUAUGCAAGAGCAAGGGAAGUUUUGGAUGAGAUGGUGCAAGUUGGAUUGAGUCCUGAUACGUCUACAUACAAUGCAUUGCUUGUUGAGAGAUGUAGAAAAAAUAUAGUAUUGGAGGCCGAGGGGAUUUUUCAUGAAAUGACAAGUCGAGGUGUUUCCCCUGAUUUAAUUAGUUUUAGUGCUCUUAUUGGGAUGUUUACAAGAAAUGGAAAUCUUGAUCAGGCACUAGGAUAUUUUAGAAGUUUGAAAAAUGCAGGAUUGGUUCCAGAUAGUGUGAUUUAUACUAUCCUAAUAGAUGGAUAUUGUAAAAAUGGUCAAAUGUCAGAGGCAAUGAAAAUGAGAGAUAAAAUGCUGGAGCAAGGCUGUGUUAUGGAUGUGGUGACAUAUAACAUUAUUAUGAAUGGAUUGUGUAGGGAGAUGAUGCUUACUGAUGCAGAACUUUUGUUCAGUGAGAUGACGGAAAGGGGUGUGAUUCCUGAUUUUUAUACUUUUACCACACUGAUUCAUGGGUAUUGCAAGGAUGGGAAUAUGAGGAAAGCGCUAAAUUUGUUCCGUACCAUAACUGAAAGAAAUCUGAAGCCUGACAUUGUCACAUACAAUAUAUUGAUUGAUGGUUUUUUCAAAGGUGGUGAAAUAGAGAAAGCUGAGGAAUUAUGGGAUGAUAUGAUCUCCAGAAGUAUAUUUCCUAAUCACAUUUCAUAUGGCAUUCUAAUAAAUGGAUUCUGCAGCGUGGGUAAUGUACCUAAGGCAUUGAGGUUGUGGGACCAAAUGGUGGAAGAAGGUAUAAAACCUACCCUUGUGACUUGUAAUACUGUCUUAAAGGGGUACUGCAGGACGGGUGAUGUGGCAAAAGCAGAUGAGUUUUUGAGCAAAAUGAUUACCCGGGGAGUUAUUCCUGACAGCAUUACAUACAACACUUUGAUUAAUGGAUACAUAAAAGAAGAGAAUCUGCACAAAGCUUUUGUUUUGACUAGCAAGAUGGAAGAUCAAGGGUUGUUGCCAGAUGUGAUUACAUACAAUGUUAUUUUAAAUGGAUUCUGUCGGCAGGGUAGAAUGCAAGAAGCUGAGCUAGUAAUGCAGAGGAUGAUUGAAAAAGGUGUGAAACCUGAUAAAUCAACGUAUACAUUAUUGAUUAAUGGACAUGUAUCCCAGGACAACUUGAAAGCAGCAUUCCGCUUCCACGAUGAUAUGCUGCAGAAAGGUUUUGUACCAGAUGACAAGUUUUAAUGAUCAAUUCUUGGAGCUGAAGGGACUUGUUGUAGUAUCAUGGAACCUCCAUAUAUAUUAAUUUUCUUGGCUGUUCAGAGGUGGUGUCAUAUUCAAGUCCAUCCUUGUUUCUAGGAGGCUGAUGGUCUUGCAUAGUGUGAAGUCAAUAAAAUGUUACUUCAUCUAUAGAAGACGAAAAGCUUCUCAAUUAAGCUAUUCUCAAUGGACAAUGCUGUUUAGGAAUUCUGGAUGUGCUCCUGUGAGAUAAAUGGGAAAAGGACAGAUUUUUGGAGCUUUCGGCGUUGAGCAAGUCCUGUCAAUCAAUGGUUAGAAGACAAGCUCCAGUUUUUCAUUUUAGCAAGAGUAUAUUUAAAAAGGUUGGAAGCUAGUCGGUGAUUGCAUUUGACAAGUGCGUAUGGAUUUCUUAAUAAUCCUGAUGAACCUUUUGACAAGUCAAACAGCUGCUUGACUCCAAUGUUUUCUACUUUUACCUCUGAAUACUGUCUGGGACACCAACUAGCAAGUCAUUUUGCUGGUUUUGGUUGCUGAAUAUGCUUUUGGACACCACCCAGAAACUCAUGUUGCUAGUUUGGUUGCUGAAAAUAAUCUAGGACACCUUCUUGCAACUUAUAAUAAAGGUUUGGUUGUUGAAUAUGGUCUACAUGUAACCUAUGUUGCUAGUUUGUUGAAAACUGUCUCGGAUACCAAACAGAAGCCUGUAUUUCUGGUUUGAUUGAUGAAAAUGAUCUUGAACAACAUCCAAAAAUCAAUGCUGCUGGUUUAGUUGCUAAAUAUGGUCUUGGAUACCUCUUAGCAACCCAUGUUGCUGAUUUUGGUUGUUGUAUAUAGUAAUGGAUACUUACCAGCAACUCAUGUUGCUAGUUUUCUUUGCUUAAAACGGUUCAAGAUACCAACCAGAAAUCCAAGUUUUUGUUACUGAAAAUGCGGUAAAACACUUAUCAGAAAACCAUGUUUCUGGUUUUGGUUGCUAAA